Scheffersomyces coipomensis is the source of this 1386-nucleotide messenger RNA. RefSeq lists its product as uncharacterized. Gene Ontology annotation, molecular function: nucleic acid binding. The record is from RefSeq and is a predicted model, not a curated record. The transcript has a single exon. NCBI's taxonomy places the organism in Eukaryota, Fungi, Ascomycota, Pichiomycetes, Serinales, Debaryomycetaceae. The coding region runs from base 223 to 1317 and encodes 364 amino acids.
AGUGGUUAUAAUCGUAAAAUCUGUUUAAAAUCACCUCUACCGAGAAACGUUGAGACGUAAAUAAAUAAAUAAAAAAUCACGAGCACGGCGGCAGGGAUGCGAAUCUAUUUUUCAGCGGUAUGGGUGUAAAUAUUUUUUAAACAGGAAAAUAGUAUCACCAAACAUCUUUAUUUACAGCCAACCAAGUUAUAGUACAAUUCAAAGUUGAUUUCACAUGUAUCAAUGCUGUCUAAGCUAUCUAACAAGGCUUCUGAGAAGCUUAUGAGUCUACUAUAUAACGCUACAUCUCAAAAAGUGGCGCCCACAUUACCUCGAAUAACCAAACAUUUAUAUGAUAAUAAUAAUCAAACUGAUCAAAAUCAACUGCUGCUGCUGUAUUUAGAUACUUUAGUUAAGAAUGAUUGGAAUCUAAAACCUAUGAUAGAGGCAGUUAAAGACUUACCUUUACGAUCUAAUACUCAUUUACAUUCAAAUAUCUUGAAAUUCAAUUGUGUAAAUUCAUUCAUCACUGCUAAUGAUUUCAAAAGUAUUUAUCCCAAUUAUCCAGAACGAACCUAUUCAAUCAUACCGAAACAAGAUGAAUCCAUCGUUCCUACUACCAAUCAUUCAGAUUUACAAUUCAAUGUUAUAAAAUCACGUCAAGCUUUAAACUUGCAAUUCCAACAUAGUUAUUAUCUUAUAUUUCCAAAUUAUAUUCAAGCCUGUGUAUAUUAUAAUGAAGUAUUACAUAAAACCAUUAAUGGAUUUGAAUUAACUGAUUUCCAAUUCGUUGAUCCAACCGAACAAGAAUUAAAAAAUAUGAUAUCCCCUCAUUAUCAAACUUAUUCUUUAAGUCCUGGUUUAUUCCCGUCCAAGACAAAUAUAUCCACGAUUAAAUUUAACCAUUUAUUUCCAUCUAAUCAACAAUCCCAACUCGUCAAAGAUAUCACAGCGUUAACCCUGAUCAAAUCAGAACCAUCUUCCACAUACACACUUGAACAAGCUCACACCCCUCAUCCAAAUUAUAACUUACUUAUCGAUUUAAUAAAUCCAAAUAUAAGAGGGAAUAUGGUAUUAGUGAAAAACCUUCCAUUCGGAUUAUCGAAACAUACGUUACCGAGAUUAUUAUGGAAUUACGACUUAAACGAUCGGAAUCCAAUCAUAUCAAUCAUAAAGGAUCCCAAACAUCAAAUCAAUACGUCAUUAAUUAAAUUUAAAAAUCCUACUAAUGCCCAACGAUUCUUUAGGAAUUUCCAUGGUAAAAAGUGGGAUAAAUUCCAACAUCAUCAAAAGGAGAAAAUCUUAUAUGAUCCUAUAUUAUGUGAAAUCAUUAAUUGAUAAUGUUUUGCUAUGUAUUUAGUUUAGUUUUGUUUAUUUAUUUAUUUACAUUCUUGUAUAUACACACAC